AACCCAACCCAAACGAAUGAAACGAAACGAAGACGAUUGAGUUUCUGAACUGAACUGAAAUCAAUGUUUUUGAAGUUGUUUGUUUUUAUUUUAUAUGUAAUGAAAAGAAAGUAGUCAUUUUAAUUCAAGUAAAUUCGUUGAUAUCGCAAACAUGGAAUCUGUGAUGUCGUCUGAUGAUAGCUGCGAUUCAGAGAUGAAGAACAUGAAAAGUCAAUUAUCGGCAUUUGGCUUGGAUGAAGAAAAUUUGAGCAAGGAGGAGAUGAGUGACCUGUUAAAAGCUUUGAAUAAUUCUAAGGACUCUGCAAAAGACGAAAUGUUACGACAUAAGGCUGAAGAAAAAGUCAAUGCCACUGAAUCUCCUAAAAAGACAAUGAGGCGCAGAUACCUGAAUGUGAAAGAUCGUAGAAUGCCAUGGAGUCUCUUGCCCAGCACUAUAACACAGGCUGAGAAAGCGCGGACUCUAGCUGUUUACAUUAAGUUAAUGUCCAUUAAUAAUUACCGUCAAGCUCGACAAUCCCCCAGUUUCAUGUCGUGGCCACCCCCCCUCCAAAUAAUUGAAGAAACCACGAGGGUUCAACCUUUGCGAUCAACUCGCAGUGGGCGCUCAGUUCCUAUAUAUGCAGGAUUUGAUGAUGACUCUUCAGACUUAGAUUUUGUUGUGACUAAGACAAAGAAAAGGAAGAUAUCAAACAGUGAGCACACUUCCACAGAAGGUACAUCUACCAACAAAACUGUGAGUCUUAAAAGAAAACCAUCCAAGGAUGAGAACACCAGGCCUGUAAAGGAGCCAAAAUUAAGUUCAGAGAAUAACAAACUGGAGUCUAAUGUGUCACAAAACAAUGUUAAAAGUAUCUUUACAUUGAUUGAAGACUGAAAUCAAAUGAAUUGUAAACAUUUAAGUGAAUACUAGUACUGGUAUGAUUAGAUGAUGAAGAAAAUUAGAGUAUAACAUUUAUUCAGCUAUUAUAAACAUUUUCUCUAGUUACAUGCCUACUAGAUAGUAGAAUAAAUUGAUUAUUUAUUGUAAAUUACCUCUUGUAAACAUUUGGCCUUUGUUUCGCUUUAAAUAUGGUUGUAAUCUAAGGGGGACUCAUUUGUAUUACUUGGUUAUGGUAAUAGAAUAUGUAUUAUCAUCACCAAUGUUUUAAGUACAUACAUGUCUAAUGUUACUCAUAAUACAGAUAUAAUAGCUAUUAAUUUGUUGAAAUGUCAUAAGUAUUGUGUGAAAGUUGGGUGCAGUGAGUAUAUGUUAUCUGUGAUUUUUAUUUAUAAAAGUAUAAUACAUGAUAGGUGAAGAAACUUGGUUUUAAAGGAAAAUUGUUUUGUCAUCAAAAUAAAUAAGACAUAUUUUAAGUUAGAUUUAUUGUUCUCAAGGCAAAACCUUGUUUUAGUAGUUGUGCAAUAGGGUUAGUUUUAAACAGACCUUACACAGGAUAUCUUCAGGUUUUAUGAAUAAAAAUUUGGAAAGCAA
Molecule: messenger RNA, 1471 nt
Organism: Pectinophora gossypiella (pink bollworm)
Lineage: Eukaryota; Metazoa; Arthropoda; Insecta; Lepidoptera; Gelechiidae
Exons: 3
Coding region: 152-874 (240 amino acids)
Source: RefSeq, a predicted model, not a curated record